AACAAUUUUAUCAAAUUUUUCGACAACAGCUGCAGUCUUUUAUUACCAAUUUAGUGCGUUUGCGCCAAAUCCGCUAUUUGUUUUAAUUUCACAAGUUUGUUGUGAAUUUUAACCGGCUAAUAAAUACUUACUUUGACAAAAACUUCAGAAAAUGUCUACAAGACGGCAAGUAAUUGCGAUUUAUCGCCAACUUUUGCGUGAGGCUCAAAAAAUACCUGCCUACAAUUUCAGAAUGUAUGCUGGUCGUAAAAUACGCGAUACAUUCCGUGAGAAUAAAAGUAUUAGUGAUUUCGCGAUUAUCGAUGAAAAGUUGGCGGAGGCAAACCAAAAUUUGGAACUCAUAAGGCGACAGGUAAUCAUUGGACACUUAUACUCAGCCGAGAAACUUGUCAUCGAGCAACCUAAAAAGGCACUUCGUCGCUCGAAAUGAAAGAUCCAAUUGAAAUAGUUUUGAAAUACACUAAAUACUGUUGCACAUUGUUAUAUUCGCUACAUCAUAUUAUAUAUAAUUAGCAAUACUACGCCAAUGACUUUGUUUAUAUCGCAGCUGCUGCAUUUAGUUUAGUAGGUUAAAAUUUUGAAAAUGCAAAAGAGAAAAAUUUUAAAUUAAAUAAAAACUACGUUUAAAUGUUAA
This is a messenger RNA of Ceratitis capitata (Mediterranean fruit fly), 634 nucleotides long. RefSeq names its product protein bcn92 (gene bcn92). NCBI's taxonomy places the organism in Eukaryota, Metazoa, Arthropoda, Insecta, Diptera, Tephritidae. The record is from RefSeq and is a predicted model, not a curated record. Gene Ontology annotation, biological process: iron-sulfur cluster assembly. The coding region runs from base 152 to 430 and encodes 92 amino acids. Gene Ontology annotation, cellular component: mitochondrion; L-cysteine desulfurase complex. The transcript is spliced from 3 exons.